AGCCAAGCCCUAUCCGCAGUGGUCAUCGGCUCGUACAAGAUCCCGGCCUGGUACAUGUCACCUUACCCCCAGGAGCUUGUCCAGCGCGAAACAAUCUUUAUUUGCGAGUUCUGCCUUCAAUACUUUGCCACUGCCAACCAGCUCACUCGCCACGCGCUCCGGCCACAUCGUUUUCACCCGCCACACCCCCCCGGAGCUGAGAUUUAUCGCGCAGGCAACCUCGCCGUCUGGGAGGUUGAUGGGGCUGUUGAAAAGGUCUACUGCCAAAACCUUUGUCUCCUGUCCAAACUGUUCCUGAGCACAAAGACGCUGUACACGGAUGUCGAACCCUUUUGGUUCUACGUCCUGACGGAGUGGACCGAGCAUGGCGCCCGCAUUGUGGGCUAUUUCUCAAAGGAGAAGCAAUCCUUCCUCAACUACAACCUUUCAUGCAUCAUGACGCUGCCGCAACAUCAACGCAAGGGUUAUGGCAAACUCAUGAUUGAAUUUAGCUACCUUCUUUCAAUUCGCGAGGGCGUGCCUGGCUCUCCUGAAAAGCCAUUGUCAGACCUCGGGCUGCUCAGCUACCGCUCGUAUUGGCGCGAGGCCAUUGUACGGUAUCUUCAUGAACGCAAAAAUAGCUCGCAUGUAUCAGUCCGGGACAUGAGCGAGACAACUGGCAUCCUCGACACAGACCUGAUUAGUACACUCCAAUAUCUUGGCUUUAUCAAGCAAUGGCGCAGCCAAUACGUGAUUUUG
Messenger RNA from Monosiga brevicollis MX1, 738 nucleotides. RefSeq lists its product as uncharacterized. Gene Ontology annotation, molecular function: histone acetyltransferase activity. The transcript has 5 exons. The record is from RefSeq and is a predicted model, not a curated record. Gene Ontology annotation, biological process: regulation of DNA-templated transcription. NCBI's taxonomy places the organism in Eukaryota, Choanoflagellata, Craspedida, Salpingoecidae. The annotation marks the transcript as partial.